Messenger RNA from Kogia breviceps (pygmy sperm whale), 1674 nucleotides. NCBI's taxonomy places the organism in Eukaryota, Metazoa, Chordata, Mammalia, Artiodactyla, Physeteridae. The record is from RefSeq and is a predicted model, not a curated record.
ACAGAUGAAACACAAGUCAGGUGCGAGAAGCAGCUCGAGAGACAUCAGCUGCUCUGGGGCUCAAGCAUUGCCCCUGUUUUCCAACAACAAGUCCCAUUUCCCCCCCAUUCUAUGCAGAUGUGUGACCGCAACGUCGGCGGCCGGCGGCUGCGGCAGUGGCUGAUAGAGCAGAUCGACAGCAGCAUGUACCCAGGGCUGAUCUGGGAGAACGACGAGAAGAGCAUGUUCCGGAUCCCCUGGAAACACGCUGGCAAACAGGAUUACAACCAGGAAGUGGACGCCUCCAUCUUCAAGGCCUGGGCCGUUUUUAAGGGGAAGUUCAAGGAAGGGGACAAGGCCGAGCCAGCCACAUGGAAGACGAGGUUACGAUGUGCUUUGAACAAGAGCCCGGAUUUUGAGGAAGUGACAGACCGGUCCCAGCUGGACAUUUCUGAACCGUAUAAAGUUUACCGAAUCGUCCCCGAGGAGGAGCAAAAAUGCAAAUUAGGCGUGGUGGCUCCCGGCUGCAUUAGUGAAGCCACAGAGAUGGAGUGCGGUCGCUCUGAGAUCGACGAGCUGAUCAAGGAGCCUCCCGUGGACGAUUACAUGGGGAUGGUCAAAAGGAGCCCCUCCCCGCCCGAGGCCUGCAGGAGUCAGCUCCUCCCCGACUGGUGGAUGCAGCAGCCCAGCGCAGCAGGCCUGGCGCUGGGGCCCGGGUACGGCACCUACGACGCGCACCACGCAGCCUUCUCCCAGAUGGUCAUCAGCUUCUACUACGGGGGCAAGCUGGUGGGCCAGGCCACCACCACGUGCCCCGACGGCUGCCGCCUGUCCCUGGGCCCGCCCGGCCUGCCCGGCGCCAAGCUGUGUGGGCCCGAGGGCCUGGAGCUGGUGCGUUUCCCGCCGGCCGACGCCAUCCCCAGCGAGCGGCAGCGGCAGGUGACGCGGAAGCUGUUCGGGCACCUGGAGCGCGGCGUCCUCCUGCACAGCAGCCGGCAGGGCGUGCUGGUCAAGCGGCUGUGCCAGGGCCGCGUGUUCUACAGCGGCAACGCCGCGGCGGGCAGGGGCGGCCCCAACAAGCUGGAGCGCGACGAGGUGGUCAAGGUCUUCGACACCAGCCAGUUCCUCCGAGAGCUGCAGCAGUUCUACAACAGCCAGAGCCGGCUUCCCGACAGCAGGGUGGUGCUGUGCUUCGGAGAGGAGUUUCCAGAUAUGACCCCCUUGCGCUCCAAGCUCAUUCUCGUGCAGAUCGAGCAGCUCUACGUCCGACAGCUGGUGGAAGAGGCCGGGAAGAGCUGCAGUGCCGGCUCCGUGAUGCAGGCUCCCGAGGAGCCCCCGCCAGACCAGGUCUUCCGCAUGUUUCCAGAUGUUUGCGCCUCACACCAGAGACCUUUUUUCAGAGAAAACCAACAGAUCACAGUUUAAGUCUCUCUUGGGCACCCCGCCCCGCCCACAUCUAGAAUUCCAUUAUUACAAUUACUGUCGUAAUUAUUUAAGGAUGUGGAUCCUUCUGACCCGGGGUGGAAGGCGUUUGCCCUGCUCUUCAUUUAGUAAGGGCCGCCUCCGAGGACCUGACAGGGAAACUGAGCUGUGCGCCACUUCCACCGUUCAGAUGUAAGCUUCGAAACUCGCACCACAUGCGCUGGAGGCUGUAACUAUAAGUUGUGAUUGAAACGUUUAUUUCCUGCAUUUUCC